Messenger RNA from Musa acuminata AAA Group (dessert banana), 3788 nucleotides. Its product is annotated as receptor-like protein EIX2. Gene Ontology annotation, molecular function: protein binding. The coding region runs from base 59 to 3565 and encodes 1168 amino acids. The record is from RefSeq and is a predicted model, not a curated record. The transcript has a single exon. NCBI's taxonomy places the organism in Eukaryota, Viridiplantae, Streptophyta, Magnoliopsida, Zingiberales, Musaceae.
UGAGCUUAUAUACACAUAUGAGAGCUGCCGGCUUUAGGGGUAGAGCUCACCGUUAAACAUGGGCGGGAGAACCCCUCUUGUUGUCCUCACCUUUUCUCUUGCUGUUCUGAGCAUUGAGCUUGGGAUUUCUCAUGGCUGCCGAGAGACGGAGAGGAAAGCCCUCAUCGACUUCAAGCGUGGACUUCAUGAUCCUUCCAAUCGUCUCUCUUCCUGGGUCGGCGAGGACUGUUGUGCGUGGGAAGGAGUUGGCUGCAGCAACAUCUCUGGUCAUGUUAUCAAGCUGGAUCUUCGAAAUAGACGUCGGACGUAUCUAACUGAGGACUGCACUCAUCAGGAAGUUUAUUAUGAUCCAGGAUGCAAAUGGGCAGUGCGUGGUGACAUGACUCCAUCACUGCGUUCUCUCCAACAACUUAGUCACCUGGACCUCAGUGGCAACUAUUUUACGCAUAAACCUAUCCCCAAGUUCUUGGGAGCUUUCAGAAGACUAACAUAUCUUAACCUCUCAGGUGCAGGCUUCAUGGGUAGAAUACCUGACCAGCUCGGAAAUCUAUCCACUUUGCAGCACCUCGACCUUUCUUAUAACUGCUAUGGGGAUGAUGAAGAUGGUGGCUUCUUCUGCUUGUACCUUGAGAACACGAGAUGGAUCUCAAUGCUCACUUCCCUUCGGCAUCUUAACAUGACUGGUGUCCGUUUUACAAAUGCGGCCAACUGGUUCCAAGAUUUGAAUGCACUACCACAUAUACAAGAGAUUGAAUUAAGUUCUUGUGAAUUAGGGACCUUUCCACGUUCGCUGUCUCAUGCCAACUUCACAUCUCUCACCACUCUUGAUUUACGAUACAAUGAUAUAAACUCCACCAUACCAGAUUGGGUGUUCAAUAUUACUAGCCUCGAGUUCCUUUAUCUUGGUGGGAAUGAAAUAUACGGAUUCUUUCCUAAUUCUAUUGCGAAGUUGACAUCUCUCAAGGCACUCGACUUGUUUGGGAGUAUGUUCCAAGAUGACUUCAUGAGAUUAGCUCCUAUAUCCAACCUCUGCAAGCUCCAAAUUCUCGAUCUAAGCUAUGUGCCUAUUAACGAUGUCCUUGCCAAUUUGAAAAUGGUUUUCUCUGGAUGUCUUAGGAAUAGCAUGGAGGAAUUGUACCUCGGAGGCACCCAACUGAGUGGUUUCUUUCCGGAUUGGCUAGGGAACAUCAAGAAACUUAAAUCUCUUGAUCUUUCUUUCAACUCCCUCUGUGGAUCAGUGCCUGCAUCUAUCGGGAAUCUAUCAUUGCUGCAACAUUUAGUUUUAUAUUCUAAUGAUUUGAAUGGGACGAUUUCGGAAGGCAUCGGACAACUGAAGAGCCUUGUUGAUUUGGAUCUCUACAAUAACUCGUUGAGCUUAUCGGAGGAUGACUUGGUUAAUCUAUCGAGUUUGAAGUAUUUGGACAUUUCGUACAACUUCAUUGAAUUGAACAAAAGCGAUGAUUGGAUCCCUCCUUUUCAGCUUCAAAGUCUCUCCAUGGAUUUCUGUCAAAUAGGGCCCACGCCCCAAUUUCCAAAAUGGCUCCGAACACAAACCAUUCUUCGUCGACUACAAUUGUCAAAUGCAGGUAUCAAAGACAUGUUUUUCGAUAGGCUUCCUUCUAGUCUUGAGUAUUUGGAUCUUUCUUACAACUCUCUCAAUGGAUCAUUGCCCGCAUCUCUUGGAAACCUCUCUAUGCUACGAUAUUUGAUUUUACGUUCCAAUUAUCUGAGUGGGAUGUUUCCGGAAGGCAUCAAACGGUUGAAGGGCCUCGUCUAUUUGAAUCUUUACAAUAACUCGUUGAGCUUAUCGGAGGAUGGCCUUGCUAAUCUAUCAAGUUUGAAAAUUUUGGACAUUUCAUACAACUCUAUACACUUGAACAAAAGUGAUGAGUGGAUCCCUCCCUUUCAACUUAACAGACUUUAUAUGCAAUUCUGCCAAAUACUACCUACACCCCAUUUUCCGAAAUGGUUUCGUACACAAACCACUUUUGGUGAAUUAGAUUUAUCAAAUACAGGUAUGAAAGAAACGAUUCCCAAUUGGCUUCCAUCCGGUCUCGAAUAUUUGGAUCUCUCCAAUAAUAUGAUUGGUAUGAUUGGCGGUGAUGUACCAUAUUAUUUUCCAAAUCUAACUGUAUUGGAUCUCAGCAAUAACUCGUUAUCAGGAUAUCUUCCUCCAAAAAUAUCAAUCAUGAUGCCAAGUCUGGAAUAUUUGUCUCUCUCCGACAAUAAGAUUACGGGUGAGAUGCCACAAUUCUUUCCAAAACUGAGAUAUUUGUUUCUUUCAAAUAACUCAUUCUCAGGAAAUCUUCCACCAAGAAUCUCAAACACAAUGCCAAGCUUACGAUGGUUUGAUCUAUCUACAAAUAAUAUGAGUGGCCAUAUCCCCUUCUCUUAUUGUCGAUCCAGUAAUUUGGAAAGGCUUCAGCUUUCCGAAAAUAAUUUGUCAGGAGAGGUUCCCAAAUGCUGGAAAAAUUCCUCAAAUUUACUUCUUUUAGACUUAUCAAGCAACAAAUUAGUAGGUGGAGUCCCUGAUUCGCUCUGUAAUUUGCAAACGCUAGAGUCGCUGCACUUGAGUCACAACAAUUUAUCCGGGCCGAUUCCUCAUUGCUUAAAGAGUUGCACAGAACUAGCUACUCUCGACUUGGGCCACAAUAACUUCAUUGGGAAUAUACCAACUUGGAUUGGAGAAAGCCUUUUGUACUUGAAGACACUUAGCUUACGCUCCAAUGCCUUCACCGGCAACAUUCCUCAAUUAUCUUCUCUACCAUAUAUUCGUAUCUUGGAUCUCUCCAACAACAAUCUUUCAGGAACAAUACCACAGAGCUUCGGGGACUUCAGUGCGUUAAAAGGUGCUCAUGCAUAUCAUUGUUGUUACUUCAACAACAAUACUCUCUCUGUGGAAUAUAUGUGGCUCUUCGUAAAAGGAAGUGAAAUCAAGUAUACCACCACCAGACAACUUUCAAUUGAUACACUUAUUGAUCUCUCCAACAAUAACUUAUCAGGAAACAUCCCUGAAGAGUUGGGGAAUUUGCAUGGAUUGCGGAGCUUAAAUCUGUCCGGAAAUUAUCUUACAGGUCAAAUACCAAGAAGCAUCGACGAAAUGAAACAACUAGAAGUUCUCGAUCUAUCAAGAAAUAAUCUUUCGGGUGUAAUUCCUUCCGGUUUGGCAUCUUUGAAUUUCUUGAACCAAUUGAAUUUAUCAUAUAACAAUCUUUCUGGAAGGAUUCCCACUGGCUAUCAGUUACAAACUUUUACUGAUCCAUCUAUUUAUGCUGGCAAUCCAAAUCUUUGUGGCCCUCCUCUCCCCAAAAAUUGUACGGUGAAUAUAACGAAGGCUGAUGAAGAAGAGCAAAAUGAUGAUUCAUUUGAGAGCAGAAUUAAAACAAUUUGGUUAUACACAAGUAUCACAUUAGGAUUUAUUAUCGGAUUUUGGGCGAUUUGUGGAAGCCUUUUGUUGUUACGGACAUGGAGGAUAGCGUACUUCCACGCCAUUGAUAAUAUAUUUGACAAGCUAUACGUGGUGAUAGUAGUGACCAUGGCAAAAUACAAAAGAAAGCUACGAUGACUCUUGUUAGAGUGGGUCAACAUGACUCAUCCGACUUAAGCAAUAGCAAUGACAUUGGUAUAUGUAGUACGCUCAUGGUUUGCAUGUCUUGUCAUAAAACACUGUCACAUGAUUUUAAUUUCUGCAUGUUAUAAUGACUGUUAUAUGAUCUGUUGAUGUUUGUCUGUGUAGUUUGUUUGUCAAAACUUUGUCAUCAAAAUAUGAGUUCUCUGCCUAUGGUUUA